Messenger RNA from Nerophis ophidion (straightnose pipefish), 841 nucleotides. RefSeq names its product ganglioside GM2 activator-like. Gene Ontology annotation, molecular function: lipid carrier activity; enzyme activator activity. Bases 16 to 678 code for a protein of 220 amino acids. The record is from RefSeq and is a predicted model, not a curated record. NCBI's taxonomy places the organism in Eukaryota, Metazoa, Chordata, Actinopteri, Syngnathiformes, Syngnathidae. Gene Ontology annotation, biological process: lipid transport; ganglioside catabolic process. The transcript has 4 exons. Gene Ontology annotation, cellular component: cytoplasmic side of plasma membrane.
UGAACACAAUGCAUUAUGGGUAACAGCAAUCAGGUGUGGUGGUCUCAAGUAAACCACACAAAACCAAGAAAAGCAUCUGGAAUUGUGUUUGUUGUUGUUGCUGCAGCAAGCAGAGGAGCGUCAUUUGGAAUCUGCAACCUGUAUCGCACUCACCUGUACUGUGUGAGCCGGCAGGUGACAACCAAGUUGCUGGGAUUCGACUGGGAGAAUUGCGGCAAGCCGGACGCCGCCGCCGUGAUGAGGACCCUCAUGGUGUCGCCCGACCCCAUCAGCAUCCCGGGCGAGGUGACGGCCGCCGCCUCCGGGACGACGUCCGUGGAGCUCGCUGCUCCUCUCGGCGUCAACGUGACGUUGGAGAAGGAGGUUGCAGGGUUCUGGGUGAAGGUUCCGUGUUUGGAGGAAAUGGGAAGCUGUCACUAUUCUGACGCCUGCGAUGUCCUGGACCAGCUGAUCCCUCCUGGACAAGACUGUCCAGAACCUCUGCACACCUACGGACUGCCCUGCCGCUGCCCCUUCAAGCCUGGUUCGUACUCGCUGCCCGAGUCAGACUUCUUCCUGCCCCACAUGGACCUCCCAUCCUGGCUGACUAACGGCCACUACCGGCUUCAUGGAGUCCUGGGCAGUGAGGAAGAAGAGCUGGGCUGCCUGAAGGUGGCGCUCUCUGUCAGCUCGGACUGAGGGGCCGUGUGCGACGUAACCGAGACCACCAUGGUCUAAAUCCUUUUCAUGGAACGAGCAAUUUCUUCUCUUGCUCACUUUUAAAUGUGAACUUUUUAUUCCUCAGGCUUUUACUUUUGUGAGUCAUUUCAAAGUUUUUCAAAAAUAAAAUUAUUUUCAUGAA